AUGUUGUUGUACAACAUCACUCUUCAGAACAACACUAGCAUUAAUUCAGCUGUUCAUGGAUGUUUUGCUGGCAAUCACAAAACCCAGGUAAUUUCCAUCUUCAGGUAUAAUGUUUUAUCUUUAGGAAAUAUGUGUUGCUCGAGGAACAGCUCUCCAACUAGUACAAUGCGACAAUAAGCAAGGGAAGAUGUCUGUUGUUUGCAGUCAUGAUGUGUUUGGUAUUAUUCGAUCCCUUCUAGCAUUUAGACUUACUGGGAGCAGCAAAGGUAUCAUAUUCGUUUUUUUUGCAUCUUUUUUAGAUUACAUUGUUGUCGGGACGGACUCUGGACGAAUAGUAGUCCUGGAAUACAACGGUGACAAGAAAUGUUUCGAGCGCGUACAUCAAGAAACUUAUGGCAAGACUGGAGUCAGAAGAGUGGUUGCUGGUCAGUAUUUGGCAGUAGAUCCCAAGGGACGUGCUGUUUUGAUUGGGGCAGUGGAGAAACAGAAAUUGGUCUAUAUUAUGAAUAGGGACGCUCAUGCCAACCUGACGAUAAGUUCUCCAUUGGAAGCUAACAAGAAUAGUAACAUCUGCUUCGCCGUUACCGGAAUUGAUGUUGGAUUUGAAAACCCAACAUUUGCAUGCUUGGAAGCCGACUAUGAGGUUAGUUUUAAGUUUAUCCUGGUAUGUAAUCAACGCUAUGUUGAAGGAUGCUGAUCAUGAUCACACAGGAGAAGCGGUCAAGAAAACCAAGCAGACUUUAACUUUUUACGAGCUCGAUCUCGGUCUUAACCAUGUAGUUAGAAAAUACGCUGAACCCCUUAAAGAAUUUGGUAACCAUUUGAUUUCUGUGCCCGGAGGUAAUGAUGGGCCUAGUGGUGUGAUCUGCUGUUGUGAGGGGUUUUUGGUUUAUAAGAAUUUGGGUGAUCAACCUGAUGUCAUCUGUUCAAUACCACGUCGAAGGGUAGGUGAUUAAAUUGAGUUAACUCUUCGAGUUUAGAACGAAUUGGACGACAGUGGGAAAGCAAUGUUAAUCAUAGCCUCGGCUACUCACAAGACAAAAUCCCUCUUCUUCUUCAUUGUCCAGACUGAGAAUGGAGAUCUUUUCAAAGUUAAUAUUGUUUCUGAAGGUGAUGUUGUAACGGAAAUGAGAAUCAAGUAUUUUGACACAGUCCCCCCAGCCAACAGCUUGUGUAUUCUGAGGUCGGGAUUUCUGUUUGUGGCUAGCGAGUUUGGGAAUCAGUAAGUAGUAUUAUGCCUUUAACUAACUAACAGGGGAAGUACCCCAAGUGCGACGCUCAGAUUUUGAUGAAACUUGGCACAAAUUUAGAACAAUUUUUUCUAAGAUAUAUGCGAGAAUCCUAGCUCGCGUUUUGCAGAAACAACCGAGAUUUUUAGAUCGAAAGCCGUCGAAAAUUUAGGACUUUUUGCCGAAUUUCGGCACGAAAAGUUUCAUGCCUGUUUCUACCGUAAAGGAUAAUGUUUUUACAAAAAAUCAAAUUUUUCCGCACGAGACUGCCAAAGUUAUGGCCAAAAAGCGUUUUUCUCUCUAACCGCUCUCCACGUUUCGCGUGCUCUCUCGGCGGCAUAAAUUGUCCGAUAUCUCGGUGGCGCCCGCAAAGUGCGAGCUAAAACUUUCAGGAAUUGAUAUUUAGUCUAUUCCCGACCUGUGUGCAAAAUUUAAAGAAAAUCUGAGCGUCGCACUUGGGGUACUUCCCCUGUAAGUACAUUUUACAUUAGUUUUAAUGUUUCAGUCAUUUAUAUCAAAUUGCCCGACUUGGAGAUAACGAUGGUCAACCUGAGUUUUCUUCAAAGGUUCCGUUGAGUGAAGGAGAGGCUCACUUCUAUGAUUGCCAGCCAUUGCAGAACUUGAUUUUAGUUGAUCAGAUGGAUAAUCUCUGUCCAGUCGUUAAGACCAAGGUAUUUUAUUGGAUUUUCCGUUUUCUUUAUGAUUUCAGGUUGAAGACAUGGUUAAUGACGGAGCUCCGCAACUGUACGCUUUGUGCGGCAGGGGGCCACGUUCCACUCUAAGGAUGUUAAGAAACGGAUUGGAAGUUUUGGAAAUGGCUGUUUCCGAGUUGCCCGCUAAUCCGACCGGAGUUUGGACAGUGAAGAAAAAUGUGGAUGGUGAGUGGAGGAUUAGUGAGAUUUCAGUUUUCUUUUUAGAUCCCUUCCAUUCGCAAAUUGUCGUAUCCUUUGUGAAUGCGACCUUAGUACUUGGAAUUGGUGAGACUGUGGAAGAAAUUUCGGAUUCAGGUUUCUUAUCGACUAGCCCUACUUUAUCAUGCGGACUUAUUGGAGACGAUUCUACGAUUCAAGUAGGUUCUUAUGUUUCAACUCCUUCUGAUCCUAAAUUUUAUUUAGGUUUAUCCCAACGGUAUUCGUCACAUCAAACCAGACAAACGUAUCAAUGAAUGGAGGACCCCGGCGAGAAGGGUCAUCACCAAAUGUGCUCUGAAUCGGAGACAAGUUGUCAUCUCUCUAAAUGGUGGUGAAAUUGUCUAUUUCGAAUUAGAUGUGUCAAAUCAACUUAGGGAAUAUUCAGAACGUAGGGAGAUGACUUCCGAAGUCCUAUGCCUUGGUAUGGCUGACGUCCCCGAUGGAGAACUUCGUUCCAGGUUUUUGUGUGUGGGAUUAGCUGACAGGACGGUCAGAGUGAUAUCUCUGGACCCAGCUGAUUGUUUGGCCCCAUUAAGGUGAGAAACACAUAUUGCUUGUCAGAUUCCUUCUGCUUUUAAAAUGAUUUUUUUUUAUUUAGCAUGGAGAACUUACCAUCUGAGCCAGAGAGUUUGAUGAUAAUGGAAACUACAGCCGAGGGAUCCAAUUCAAGUGUUUUGCAUUUGAAUGUAGGCCUCCAGAAUGGAUGUUUGCUUCGAAUUACUUUGGAUCAGGUUACUGGCGACUUGUCCGACAACCGAACUCGUUAUCUCGGUGCCAAACCAGUAAAAGUGUUUCCAGUUAGAAUCCAAGGGAAGGAUGCGGUAAUACUUUUUAUUUGUAAAAGUUUUUUUUUAAUUGAUCACUAAAAUUUCAAUUUUCAGUUGUUUGCUUGUUCGAGUCGUGCCUGGCUCUUCUACAACUACCAGAGCCGGUUUCAUCUGACACCCCUCAGUUACAUGCCUCUAGAAUAUGCGGCCUGCUUUUCUUCCGAACAAUGCGUUGAGGGAAUCGUUGCCAUUACUGAAAGAGCAUUGAGGUGUGUGAUUUACUCUUUUUUGAAACGUUUAUUGGGACCAGGGAUUUUUUUCCUUUUUGUACAAUUGCUUAGUGCAGCCUCCUCUAUUUGUUGUAACGUUAGGCUAGCUACGGUCUUAUUGGCUCCAUCAUUCCAUGAAAAAAGUGGCUUACUGUAUUUCUUUCUUUUUCUUGCAGGAUCCUGGCUCUUGAGAAGCUCGGCACCGUGUUCAAUCAAAUGAAGUUUCCUUUAAAGUACACACCUCGGCGGUUUGUUUGCCAUAAGCCCUCGGGGAACGUUAUAAUUAUCGAGACUGACCACGCAGCAUUCACGGAGAAGGCAAAGCGAAGAAGAAGGGAAGAAUUGGCAAAGGUAUGGUCUUAACUCACUUGAGCGUACUGUAUUUAUUAGGAAGUGCGGAAAUUAGCUCAGUCUGAUGAGGAACGCGAAAUGGCUGAGGAAAUGGCCAAUCAACUCACGAAUUACGAACCGGACGAGUCAACCUUUGGAGCGCCAUCGGCUCAUCCCGGUGCCUGGGCUUCGGCGGUUCGGAUGGUCAGCGCUAAAAACGGGGCAACUAUUUGCAAUUACGAGCUUCCAGAAGGUGAAGCCGCUUUCAGGUCAGUAAACAUAAUUAGUGUUUUGGGGAGGUUGAUCCGCGCGACUAAUGACACCCUUUUUAGUGUUGAAUUGGUUCAGUUCAGAAGCCAGGGAGAUGCCACUUUUGUUCUUGUUGGAUGUGGUGUUGGUCUUCAAUUGCGUCCGCGUAAGCAUGCUGGUGGUUGUAUCUAUACAUUCCUUCUAUCUGCGAAAGGCCACAGAUUCGACUUUAUUCACAGGACACCAACUAAUGAGGUAUUUGAUUUUCGAAAGGUUAAAAUAAAAAGCUUUUUUUAGGUUGUGAACGCGAUUCACGACUUUAGAGGGUUGGCUUUGGCUGGAAUUGGGAACAGACUUCGACUGUUUGAUUUUGGAAAGCGAAAAUUAUUGGCAAAAUGCGAGAAUAAGGUAGGGUGA
Messenger RNA from Bursaphelenchus xylophilus (pine wood nematode), 4172 nucleotides. NCBI's taxonomy places the organism in Eukaryota, Metazoa, Nematoda, Chromadorea, Rhabditida, Aphelenchoididae. The record is from the annotation of a GenBank genome assembly.